AUGUGCUUGGUUUGUUUUUCAUAUAAUCACAACACAGAUGAAAUUAUCAUCUGUGAGGACGAAACGCACACCUUUGUAUGCCCUGCUGGAGAAAUUGUUGUCAUCCAGGAGGCGUUUUAUGGUAGAGAUGAUGAACACAUAUGUUUGAAUCGAGACCAGCGCAUUCCUGUCACCAAUUGCUCCUCGUCGGUGGCACUCGAAAGAUACCAGGAGGUCUGUGACAAUAAAAAUGAGUGUACUGUGACAGCUAGCGAUUCUGUGACCGGGGAUCCUUGUGUCAACGUUCGAAAAUAUGCACGAAUCACAUACACCUGUGCUACAAGCAAUCCUGUUAAUGUAACUGAAGUAGACGAAUGUCUCCAAGAGGAUGUCAUGAGGUGUAUGAAUUCUUACCUGUCAAAUGCCUUGUUCAUUGGAUUGUUUCGGUUUGACGACAGAGAAGAACUCUGCAGGAGUUCUUUAUCUCUUGAAACUUGUAUCAGAGAUGGUAUGGCGAGAUGUUCCCCACAGCUACUGGCCCAUUAUAAUAAUUUGUAUGGUGUAAUAGGCAACUCAGUCAUCUCCUUACGUGACAGUGUAUGUAAGGAGACGGAAAAAGAAGAUGAGGAGGAGGAGGAGGAAGAAGAUGUGUUGUCUUGUUCACCUUUUAAGGCCUGGGAGUGUAUAGCUGAGCUUGGCAUGGACCUGUCGUAUUAUAAAACUAGUAGAGAAAAGGGUGAUAUCUGUAGAGUUGCUGAACAUUCCUCUGCAUGCUACCGUCACUACCUUCACAACUGCACUGAUCCAGUCAAUAAUGCCAUGUCCACGACCAUUGAGAAAGUCACUCGUCAUGCGUUACAAAUGUGUCAUGGCGAUAACAGGAAACCAAAGGACAUUGACCACUCUUCGCCACCUACAUGUGUUGAUCCGAAGAAGAAGACAAGUUCUCACUGUAAUCAUGUACAAGCUCUCAAGAGUUUAGCUAAUUUGUUUGAAGAGAUCUUCAAUCCCUAUGGUUCUCAACAAAGGUUGUGUGUAGAGUAUGCCAAUUCCCUUCAGAGUAUAUACAGUAACAUUAAUGCCUGUCCUACAUACAUAAGAAGGAACGUUCUGUCAGGAUUACAGACAGUAAAGGCAUUUAAGGCCACAGAUUCUUGUAGUGUGGAGGUCAAAUCACCAUGCCAACCGCCUCCUAGCAACUGUAAGAUACAUCACGCUGAAGCAUGUGUUCACAAGCUGAAAGUCAGAUUAAGUGGAGAGAGCUCGGAGGUCGAUGACGCUGUGUGCAGCAUGCGAACAGAGGUGAAACAAUGCAUAGAUGAGAAUAUUGCUGAGUGUUCGAAAACAGAAGUAUACCAGGUAACCCAGAAGUAUUAUGCUGCCCUCCAGAUCAUUGGAAUGUUUUGUGAUGAAGGAGGUGAUGGUGAUGGCUCCACAGAAGUAGUUGACCCGGAGGUCACAGAUAUCUAUGGCUGCAUUAGUAGUUUCCAUAUCAAAGUUGCAAAAGUAUUGGAGCUAACCAGAACAGGUGGAACAACCUCAGGAUCCACAGCAGGAAGUGGACAAACCUCAGGAUCCACAGCAGGAAGUGGACAAACCUCAGGAUCCACAGCAGGAAGUGGACAAACCUCAGGAUCCUCAGCAGGAAGUGGACAAACCUCAGGAUCCACAGCAGGAAGUGGACAAACCUCAGGAUCCUCAGCAGGAAGUGGACAAACCUCAGGAUCCACAGCAGGAAGUGGGCAAACCUCAGGAUCCACAGCAGGAAGUGGACAAACCUCAGGAUCCACAGCAGGAAGUGGACAAACCUCAGGAUCCACAGCAGGAAGUGGGCAAACCUCAGGAUCCACAGCAGGAAGUGGACAAACCUCAGGAUCCACAGCAGGAAGUGGGCAAACCUCAGGAUCCACAGCAGGAAGUGGACAAACCUCAGGAUCCACAGCAGGAAGUCGGCAAACCUCAGGAUCCACUGCAGGAAGUGGGCAAACCUCAGGAUCCACUGCAGGAAGUGGGCAAACCUCAGGAUCCACAGCAGGAAGUGGACAAUCCUCAGGAUCCACAGCAGGAAGUGGACAAUCCUCAGGAUCCAUUGCAGGAAGUGGACAAUCCUCAGGAUCUACUGGUGGUGCAAGCCCAGGAUCUGAUAGCAAAGACUCUGGAGAUAAGGACUGUAAUGCAGAGGAAACUGAGCUAGAAGGUGUAUGUGCAAAUGUUAAAGCAGCAUGGCGGUGUAUUCAGAAAAACCUGCCUCGUCUUGCUUACCAUGAACGUGUCAUACUCAACCACACCUUGUAUGCUGUGUACCAGGCAGUGGAAUACACAUGUAGACCCCAAGUUUGCCAUGGCUGUACUGAACUUGAUGAUAAUGACCUGUGCAACAAGCAGCACCCUGAAGAGUGUGGAAAAGGGGAGGUGUGUUACACCAAAACCAUGGAUCGUAAACUGUACAAGGGAUGUCAGUCCACAGGGAAAUGUGACCACUCGUGUGCCUCAGACGAACACUGUGGUUACUGUUGUACGGGAUAUCUGUGUAACAAACCACCACACGUUGAAGAUCCACUCAUGUGUGAUGUAAGCAGAGCAGUGUCGUGUGCCAUGCAGGUUGUUUCGAUAGUAUCCAAAACAGACAUAAUUACUGAAAGGGUACUGAGUGCCAGUUUGACCUGCAUGGAAACUUACUCUCGUGACUGUUCCUCAGACAAACUCAUUAUCAUCUACAAAGUUUCAAUAAUAAUCCGUGAGAUGCUGACAGUAAGUGGGUGUGCUGCUGAGUCAUCUCUUUACCGACACUGUGGUACUAUAGGAGUUCUUUCCCUUGGAAGAAUAUCGUCCAGUCCUUAUGCUGCAGACAGGACAAAGUGCAGCCUGCUGAAUUCUACACAGACUUUGUUGGAAAAUAUUGAGAAAUCUGAACAGUGUUUCAGUAAUGAACUUGAGCCAGUUCUGAAAUCAAUGGAUGAUGUCAAAACCUCAUUCAUCGGCGACGCUUGUUCAGAUGACUUUGUUCAGCCUAGGUGUCAAAUUGAUGCCAUUUUCUCCUGUUUUGGCAUUACAACAGACAACUUCACCAAGGACGGAUUGUCUAUGACAAAUUUCACUACCUGUGUUAACAGCUCAUUAUUGGAGACAAACAAUUGUCUUGUGGACAAGAUGGCUGCCUGCUCAACUGUACAGAAGGCAACAGUCUCUGGAUUGAUCAAUAUGUAUGUAAAUUUGAUAGAAAGCACCUGCUCUACUCUGGACGUGUCUUCAUCGGUGGAAUUAGUAAGAAAACCUGUGACCUUUGACAGCGACCUUGAGCUCUGUAUCUCUGAUUUCUCAGUUUCUGUAAUGGGAGGUGUUAACAGAGACAAUGCUGACGUUUGUGAUGCCUACCUCAACACAAUGUCAUGUGUUGGGGACCUGGAGUUAUCUCCCUUCCAAAAGGCUUUAGGGCGAAGCUUUGUAACCCUCACCAGCAAAAGCUAUGAUGCUGCCUAUAACUGCAAUGGCCAGAAAGGUGAAAAACUUACCAUCUGUGAGGGAUCUACCACUACUAUCAAAUGUCCUGCUGGAGAAGUUAUCGACAUCCUUGAGGCAUUUUAUGGCAGAGAAAAUGACCUCACAUGUUCGGGACCAGGCAAGCCAAUCAGAACCACUGCUUGCUCCUCCCCUGUGGCCCUUGAAAGAUACGAAGAAAUCUGUGACGAUAAAAACAGCUGUACUGUGACAGCUAGUAACUCUGUGACAGGGGAUCCAUGUGGAGGCACUUAUAAAUAUGCACAAAUCACAUACACCUGUGUUGCAGACAAUGCGGAUGAAAUUAUAAUCUGUGAGGAUGAUACUGAUACCUUUGACUGCCCUGCUGGAGAAGUUGUCCUCAUCCAGGAGGCGUUUUAUGGUAGAGAUGAUGAUGUGACAUGUUCAGGUCCAGACAAACCUAUCCUUACCACCACUUGCUCCUCUCCUGUGUCCCUAGAGAGAUACAAGGCGAUCUGUGAUGAUAAAAACAGCUGUACUGUUACAGCUAGUAACUCUGUCACAGGGGAUCCAUGUGAAGGCACUUAUAAAUAUGCACGAAUCGCCUACAGUUGUGUCAGUCCAGGCACAAAUGACUCAGUGGAAGUCUUGGACUGUGACCUUGACCUCACUUAUGGAUACUUAGCUCACCACACCAUACAGCUUUACACCAGCCGUCUAUUCACCCAGUCAUCUGCAUAUGACACCUGUAGGAAAGCGGCAAUGAUAAAGUCAUCGGUCCAGACAACCAUGAGCAGCUGUAAGUCCCAUUCCACCCUGAAGACGUUGCUGGAGCUGUUUGAUAUUGCUGUGACCCAGGUGUGUGUGGGAGAUAUACCAAGUGAGGAUGAUGAGGCAAUUCCUGAACAAUGUAGCAUUGCCAUGGCUGAGGAAUGCUUCCGCCCAAUCAUACCUUACUUCAGCGCCAUGGUGAAUGAUACCGAGGGCCUUUGUUGGGAACUAGAGUCACUACGUCAGUGUGUACGGCGCUACCAACCCAAUUGUCCAGAUGCUGAUUUUAAAUCUGUGACAGAUAGUAUGGCUAUUGUCAUGGAAACCUUCGGAGACAGAUGUGCAUCCCCUGAUGCACCCUCUGGUACUUGCAAUAUACCAUUUGGAUUGAAAUGUGUUGAUGACCUUAAGGAAAGUUCAACAGGAUGUAGCAACUUGGAUGAUGUAAGAGCAUGUGUCGACAGUAACGUAACAGGAUGUUCCAUUAUCUCCGUCAUGGUUGUUAGAUUUCAUCUGAUUGGUACUGUUCGGCACCACCUGGCGUCAUGUGACCAGGAUCUACAGACUAACGACCCAAUAGUGGACAAUCUCAUCAGCUCUUGUGCUCUUCCGAUGGAUAAUUCUUCUACAGUGUUCAUGAGCAGUGUUUCACCUAGUGCACAAACAUGUGACACAGUGUCAUCCUUCGUUAAUUGCUUGAAGGAGAAGUCUGAAGAAAUGAAUGUUAUAGUGCUGAAGCAGGCAUUAGAGAAAUAUCUUCCAACGUAUUCGGCAAUGGUGAACAGCUGUAAGAAAAGCAGUGACGAGUUUGUACGCCCUGGCACAUGUCCCGUGUUGGCUUUGGGAUCAUGUGCAAAAGAGUGCUUCUAUGAUGGGGAGUGUAAGCAAAGUGAAAAGUGCUGCGAUAAUGGAUGUGGGAAAAGCUGUGUUCUAGCUGUUGGAAACAAUGUGAUUGCAUUUGACACACAAAUACAGACCUCAGGGAGCGAGUCCACAGACUACACAUACACACUGUUGAGUGAGUACGGUUAUGUUCUCCAGUCAACUUCGAUCAUAUUUGAGGUGAAAGCUUGUAAUGAUGUCCAUGUCGGACUGAAGGAGGAUGCAGACCCUGAUGGAAGCUUGUAUGAGAUUGUCCUUGGUGGCUGGUCGAACACCAAAUCUGUGAUCCGUACUGUGAAGCAGGGUGACAGUAAAGUGGAGCAGACCGGAGAGGUUUUGGAUUGUGAUAGGUACAAGAGGUUUAACGUAAGCUGGUCAGGGGGUGUUGUGACCGUAAUGAGGGAUACAGACUCUGGCUGGGUACAGCUGAUGACUUGGAGUGACAUCGGUGGGGGUCUGAAUGUCCAGUUUGUGGGAUUAUCUACUGCACGGUGGAGUAGCGGUUCCUGGAAGGUUGGCCAGUCAGAUGCAGAAGACAACCAGGGUGUUUGUGAUAUUGGCCUUGCCUGGAGCUGCUUAACAUCAUUCACAGUUACCAGUGUCUUAGGGCCCUUCUACCUAGGCAACACAGAAAAACAGGCCCUGUGUAGUGUGAAAUCACUAGAUACAUGUGUAGGUACAGCAACUGCAGGCUGCCCUGCCUCUAUAGAUCAACAUCUGGAUAUGAUGCGAUUCCUGGCAUGGACAGGGUUACACAUGACAGGGUUGUGUGAGGAGAAUGUCUAUUCAUGCUCCACUUCCAUGGCUAUUCAAUGCAUGAGUGAACUGAGCUUCUUAAUAGGAUACAACUCGGCCAUGUCGGGCGACACGUCUGCCAUGAAUGACAUUCCCAACGUGUGCAGUGUGUAUAAAAGAAGCAGAACCUGUUUGAUCCGCAAUCUGUAUGGGUGUAGUGCUAGCCAAAAACGUUCUGUGCAGAAAACGUUUGAAGAAUUGGAAUGCCUGAUGGGAAAUCAGUGCAAGAUCAUUGAGGAGCCAACUGUGACGGGAAAAGCAGCUGAAUGUAUAGAUAUUGAAGUACAGUCUGAUAGCUCUUCCUGCUCAUUGAUGGAUGCCAUGUGGUGUCUGGAUGACCUGAGAUGGAAUUUAGCUUUUCCCGUCAGUCGUGAAGGAAGCGUCUGUUUAUCUUAUUCAAAGUCUGUCCAGUGUUUUGUGGAUGAAAUAAGUAGCUGUCCUCCCAGAUUCAAGAAGUUAGCUAUGACUGUAUUUGAGGAGUUUGCUCCCUUUGUGAGUGAUUGUCCGACUGUUCUACGAUCUCCCUGCCAGGAGGAAGAAGACCUUUGUAAAUACUCUGAACUGACUGCAUGUGUCAAUGUGGUCAGAGAAAUGAUGCUUACUUCUGUUGAGGAUGCACAGCUCUGUGUUGCAUUCUCUAACGCAUGGGACUGUAUCAAUGCUAAGUCUGCUGACUGCUCAAGUAGUCAUGUGAUAUCCAUUCAAAGAACUCUGACCAGCCUAGAGAAGGAGAGGCCCUUCCUUAUCUGUGAUGAUACUCUGCAGGUUUGUUACUACCGAUACAUUGAGAUUGUUGAGGAAAUAUUGACCAAGCAGCCAAAUGCAGUUGGACCACCAGCCUCGGGAUCUGCAAGCGCACCAUCAGCCUCGGGAUCUGCAAGCGCACCAUCAGCCUCGGGAUCUGCAAGCGCACCAUCAGCCUCGGGAUCUGCAAGUGCACCAUCAGCCUCGGGAUCUGCAAGCGCUCCAGCCUCGGGAUCUGCGAGCGCUCCAGCCUCUGGAUCUGCAAGCUGCUCCAGCCUCUGGAUCUGUGAGUGCUCCAGCAUCGGGAUCUGCAAGCGCAUCAUCAGCCUCGGGAUCUGCAAGCGCACCAUCAGCCUCGGGAUCUGCAAGCGCACCAUCAGCCUCGGGAUCUGCAAGCGCUCCAGCCUCGGGAUCCGCGAGCGCUCCAGCCUCGGGAUCUACCUCUACUAAGGAAGUUUGGGACAAUUCUGCAUCGUGUGAUGCUGUGGUGGAAGCUUAUGGCUGUAUCCAAGAUAAACUGCCCAGCUCCGGAUUACCUAAGGCUCUUAUAUCCAUGUUUGAUU
This is a messenger RNA of Pecten maximus, 7193 nucleotides long. RefSeq lists its product as uncharacterized. The coding region runs from base 1 to 7080 and encodes 2359 amino acids. The record is from RefSeq and is a predicted model, not a curated record. Gene Ontology annotation, cellular component: extracellular region. Lineage: Eukaryota; Metazoa; Mollusca; Bivalvia; Pectinida; Pectinidae. The transcript is spliced from 25 exons. Gene Ontology annotation, molecular function: carbohydrate binding; peptidase inhibitor activity.